This is a messenger RNA of Sycon ciliatum, 3468 nucleotides long. RefSeq lists its product as uncharacterized. Gene Ontology annotation, cellular component: cytoplasm; nucleus. The record is from RefSeq and is a predicted model, not a curated record. Lineage: Eukaryota; Metazoa; Porifera; Calcarea; Leucosolenida; Sycettidae. The transcript is spliced from 30 exons. The coding region runs from base 151 to 3465 and encodes 1104 amino acids. Gene Ontology annotation, biological process: protein desumoylation; proteolysis. Gene Ontology annotation, molecular function: SUMO-specific endopeptidase activity.
UGAUUUCCAUGGCCAGAAUUUUUGGAAGUAAUUGGCACUGCCGCGUCAAACAAAGCUGUAGGAAAGAGACCGAGGCCAGCCCUGAUGUGUUGUGCUUUCUUCUGAUCGCCAGUGAUUUUACUAAUGAAAUAGUUUGUAGAAACGUUGAGGAUGGCGGCCAAUCAAAAGUCGAUUGUUGAUGCACUUGGAAACUCAGCAGAAAAGACUGAUCAUGGGUUUCGCAGCGGCUUUUCAGAUAUAAAUAGCAAGGAUCGUUUCAAUCUGGCAAAGAAUUGGUCGAGUUCAGCGAAGAAAACUGCCUCUGGAACGAAGGCAACCCGAGGUGCAGUGACAUCGCUUGGUCGCACAAUCACUGAUGACCGGCAACGCCAUCAGAUGCCUGAGCUCACGUUUGUGGCAAAUGGUCAAACAAAGCCCACCGGUGGUGCCCUUCCCCCCUUUACGCACCCAGACAAGGGUGUCUUUGAGAAGUUUAACUCAGUUAAUUCGAACUUGCUGAGCGUCGCCAAGAAAGCAGAUUCUCACGGCUUGCGCUGCGUACAAGCAUCACAGGCAAACAGUAGGAAACAUCACUCCCUGCUCAAGACUGCAUCAAGACCUAAAUUAACGGCGCCCAGAGAGGAUCCCUUGUACUCGCCUCCUGCCAAGAAAAGGAAAGCAGCAAGCCGUGACGGCAGGUCAGCCACGAAUCCAGUUUGCGUGGACGACAGUUCGGGUGACGAAACCAGUCAGGGGACUCCAAAAAAUGAUGUUGAAUCUACCACUCAAUCUUCAAGUGAUGACUUUCGCCGCCCGUCUAUCAGGCAUACAACGAAGCCAGUGCGAUUAAACCGUCGCAGCAGCAUCUCCCCAUCCGUAUCGUCCACGACCAGCAACGCCUACCCCCUGAAGCAGCAGGCACUGUUCAUUGCCGAGAAAGUCUGUGUUGGUACACUGCCCGGGGUCGUGGUUGGGGAGGUUUGUGUGGAGGGAGAGGGCUUACAAUCCAGUAUCAGAUUCCGAAUGGCAGUGGAAGUAGAUGAUAACGAUUUCGCUGUCACAGUCCAACUCAAGACCGUAAUAAAAUGGGACUAUGGAGCCUGUACGGAGCCCACGACGCACCUAUUGCGUUUGAGGCUCACACCGGCAGGCGCAACUCAGAUGCGGACCCGCACUCCGGCUAUUUUCAAGAAGGAAGUAUUGAAUCCGGAGAUGUGUGAUGAUUUGGCGUAUGUUACCUUCUUUCUGCCUGCGCCGCUCAGUGAAAGCGAACAGCUCAACAUGCAGUCUAUUGCUGACAGCUGCAAUGCCAAACUAUCACCUGAGACUUGGAGUAUGAUGAGCGCGUCUCAUGUGAUAGCUUUCACUGAUUCUCUCAGUGUGAGAGGGGAAGGCGCAAUAAAAGCUGUGGCAGAUGCAAGAUCCCAGCAGGCAUCGCUAGGGGCCAAACCCUACAUGUCGCAGCCGGAAUCGUUCUACGGCAGCAGCAGUGUGGCUUCUUCUACUACGCCCUCCCUUUCUGACCCAUGGUCGUCUCCAAUACGACGAUCUACCCGACGCUCCACUCGCGUGAAUACGUUGCAUACGGACUAUGAAUUUAACGUUCCUGCCAGGGUCUCAUCGAAGGUCUCAUCCUCCAUCUCAACCCUGCCUCAGGACUACGUAAAACCGAUUCCAGAUGACAAUCCACGAGAGCUGUUGACAUACCCACCCCUGCCACAGACCGGUGGGAUCACGGUGACGAGCAAUGAUCUUCUUUGCUUGCAGCCGCAGGAGUUCCUGAAUGACAUUAUCAUCGACUUUUACCUCAAGUAUCUCUUUCAUGAGCUGCCGGAGGAGAAACAGGCCAAGGUGCACAUGUUCAACUCGUUCUUUUACCGACGUCUUACACAGCGCCAGGCCGGUGGUUCGACGCGUUCAGCGGCAAAGAGUGGUGGCCUAGUGGGGAUAAGUAACUCGCAUCAAGAGAUGCAUGACAGGGUCAAGAAGUGGACACGCAAUGUCGACAUCUUCGACAAGGACUUUGUCUUCAUUCCCAUCAACGAACACGCCCAUUGGUACUUGGCCGUGAUCUGCUUUCCUGGGGCGGAUGGGCCUGUGUUCGAAUCGAAGCAGUCGGUAAACACGGCAGCUGAUGUUAGUCCUAUGGACAUGGAUGCAGAUCAUGCGGAACACUCUCACAACCAUAAUGGUGUCUCCACUGGUGGUUCUCAUUCAGCAUUAAGCUCACCUAGCGAUGCGGAAGAGGUUCCCGACGAAGACACCAGGGACAGCGAUGACGGAAGUCCGCUAGUGCGCACUCUCAAUCCUGUCGUGAUCACUGAUGUUCCAUCGCAGGAUCGGUAUGGUGCCUCUUCACCGUCAGACAGUAGGAUGGACACAAGUCCAACAACACCGGAAACUAGCAGCGUAUCAGCCCGCAAUUAUUCCAGGCAGAUACUUUCCGACGGUGACAGUGACAGUGACGAUGACGGCCUUGAGCGGAUGGACGAAGAAGUACUAACUCCAUGCACCGGCGCUCCAGCUGCAGACGCGUGGGACACUUCCGGAGAAUGUGACGGCGACCAAGAUGAGAAUGGAGAGGAAAGUGAAGAGAGCGAUGAGGAGAAAUACAUGUCUACCACUGAAACAAUCUCCAACGCAGCGCAAGCGCAACUGCACCGGACAACUUCCACUGUUCUGGUGGAUGACUCCUUAGAUAGUAUAUUAACCAUUGAUGACUCUUCUACUCACACCACGUCAAGUCGUGCUGUUGUGUCUGUGGACGAUGCGGUACUAGUGUGCAGUGAAAGUAGUUCCCCUCCACCUCUCAUCACCAUCAGCAAAUCCCUCGGCCGCACCAUUGUCCUGAGGACGAACGAGGAGCGCGACAGGCUCGACGCAAACUUUUCGUUUUUUGCUAAUCAAGACUCCGUGACCUGUGACGUUGAUGCUGCUACUGCUACUGCUGCUGCUGCUGCUUCUACCGAGACGCUUCCCGACAAGAGUGACGUGCAGAACUGGCCACAUUGUUAUGACUUUGACAAGCCAGCAACAGAGGAGGAUGAGGUGGCCAGACCAGCAUCGACACUGAAAAGGAGGCGAAAUGGUCGCGGAUUGAGAAAACCUGCAAUUAAGUCUCAGCCAUGCAUCUUACUGUUUGAUUCGCUUGGAAGUCGCUACAGGAAUAGAGUCAUCGCUAACUUGAGAAGCUAUCUUGCAGAGGAGUGGGCAGCCAGGAAAGGUAGUCCGCGGCCCUUCAACGCCGCCACCAUGAAAAGUGGUUAUCCCAAGGUGCCGCAGCAGGACAACUUCUGUGACUGCGGUGUGUUUGUGCUGCAAUAUGUGGAGAGCAUGUUGCAGAGCCCCAUCCAGAACUACCGUCUUCCGCUUCACAUUGCCGAUUGGUUCUCCCAGGAGACCGUGGGCCGAAAGCGCCAGGACAUCAUCAGCUUGAUACAGCGCCUGGAGCAGGAGUCAGUAGGGGCGGCGCGUGAUACCUCCUGAUCA